CUACCUAGCCGAUUUUUAAGACCCGCAGCGGAACACCCACUACUGGGUUGGUUCUCCCUGCGCUCUCACUGUACAAAACGACUAAUUUAAUAUUAAUGAAGUCGUUUAUUGGCUCAUACCCGUGCCAAUCCUAAAGUGCCACUUCUCUAGGUUGGCUGAACCCCUUGUAUAUUAUUACUGGGGACCAAGGCUAAAAGUAAAAAUGUUGCGGAUCCACGGCACUGGGAAAGGCUGAAUGGAAUCAACACUGAGCACAAAUAAAAUUCGUCAACAUUCAACCGGAGCACCCAAAAUAUUGUCUUACAAAAAUACUGGCUUCUUGUAGUUCUCCGUAGACGUCCCGACCCUCAGCCUCCCCAUGCCUCCAUCUCCCCUCGACGACAGAAUUGUGGUGGCGCUGCCAAGGCCGAUCCGACCUCAGGAACUCCGACUGUGCCUGGACACCAGCUACCUGGACACCACCGUCACCAGCCACGGUAGCAAGACAACGGUCAUCAGCACCACGGUGGUGAAGAUCCGGGCGACCAACCUCACGUAUAUGCCCUCAUCCAACGGCUCCACGCGCUCCCUGUCGUGUGGAUGCAGCAGUGCCAGCUGCUGCUCGGUCACCACCUACGAGAAGGACAGCAGGAACAACCAGCGCCACCAGCAGAGCCACCAGAGUCACGUGAGCCAGGUGAGCGCCAGCAGCCCCAACCUCAGCUAUGCUGGACCCGCCUCUUCCUCCAACCCCAUGGGCAUGGUCCACCAUGAGGCCGUUAGCGACCCCAGUCUCACCUCAGGCCCACCCAAGGCUCUAGGGUCCACCAUCCGGGUCAUCCACCCCAAUGAGCUGGCCAAGAGAAUGGCCAGAUGCCCCAUGGGCCACCUGGUCGGGCCGGUCCCGGUCAUCAUCGAUUGCCGACCCUUCAUGGAGUACAACAAGAGCCACAUCCAGGGCGCGGUACACAUCAACUGUUCGGACAAGAUCAGCCGGCGGCGGCUGCAGCAGGGCAAGAUCACCGUGCUGGACCUCCUGUCGUGCCGCGAGUCUUCCGGCAAGGACUCCUUCAAAAGCAUCUUCUCCAAAGAGAUCGUGGUGUAUGACGAAAACACCAUGGAUCCCCAGAGGGUGACGUCCUCGCAGCCCCUCCAUGUGGUCCUGGAUUCGCUGAGGAGGGAGGGCAAGGACCCCAUCGUUCUCAAAGAGGAAGCACAGCAAGCGGGGAUGGGCCUCUUGAUCCACUGCCAGGCGGGUGUGUCUCGCUCGGCCACCAUUGUCAUCGCCUACCUGAUGAAGCACACCUGGAUGACCAUGACAGACGCCUACAAGUUCGUCAAGACCCGGCGGCCCAUCAUCUCACCCAACCUUAACUUCAUGGGCCAGCUGCUUGAGUUCGAGGAGGACUUGAACAACGGUGUCACGCCACGCAUCCUCACGCCAAAGCUCAUUGGGGUGGAGACCAUGGUUUAGGAGGACACCCGCCAUUCCUGCUUUAGGAGGACAUCCAACAGGCUACUCUUAAAGGCGGAUUCUGAGAGAGAAAUCUUUAUUUCAGAAUCUCUUAAUCAUGCUCUUUUGGGACUGUCACAGGAGUGCCAAAGUUCUUGAGAUGAGAUACGCCAAAAAUCCCAGCUGUUCCGAACUGGCCGGCUUCCCGGAGGAACAGAAGUGUUGGGGAGAGAAAACGGUCAGUGGGAAGCUGUCUGUGCAUGACAACGGAGGAGCAAAAACAUGGAAGGAAAGGAAAAUAGAUAAAACGCCAUGUUCUGUGGGGACUGAGCAAUUUAGUAGUUAGAGAAACUGAACUCUUCAGGCUCACACUGUGCUGUGGCUCAUGGUUAAUGUUGCAGGCAUGGGGCCGAGCUGGCCGAGGCGGUGCCUGUCAGAAAAGAUGAAGACUUGUUUGGUGUGUUGAUGUUCUUGUUCUAUUUUUAGACAGGAGUUUAUGGGAGUGACCAUGACAAGCCCAAAGUGGCUUACUGUGCAAUAAUUUCUGAGUGGACUGCGCCUGAGAGCUUGAUAUUAUGUGUAUAUAUGGGUAUUCAAUGACGAUUAAACAUUUCCAGCUCGCCGCUGAUUUGACAUUAAGUUUAUUUUUUAUUGUUGUUAUCAAUUCCGUAUUUUUUGGCUCAUGCAAUUGAGCUGUUACAUUUGGCACAAAUUAGAUUGACAAAAUAGUUUUAUUUUUUUUGAAGUGUCUCAGUUGUGUGUGUAUAUUUGUUUCAUUCUGUUUACUCUUCAAAAAUACUAUACAUGAAAACAUUCACGUUGUCUGUGCUUUUUGUUUUCCAACUGUGUUUUUCCAUUGCCCAUGACCAUCAACCAUACCAUUUGUUUUUAGUAAUACAUUUACUGCCAUAAAGAGCUUUGUACCACAAGUUUACUGAAAGCAGAUAUAUUGCUCCUCAAACAAAAUGGUGGUAAUCCUGUUUUAUAUAUUACUUCAGUUGUAAAGUAGAUUUGAGGACUAUUCUGUGUUUCUUUUUAAAUAAUUUACCCUCGCUUCUAACUUGUCCCUCUUUUAAUGUAGUGUCUAACCUCUCCAGAUAUAUUUUGGUAUAGUUGCCCUUAUAGUGUAUGUUACUACAUUUACCCUGACUCUGAAUGUGACCGAGUAUGAUUUACUACAUUACAAAGUAACACAGUUCUGAGAUGACCUUGAAUUGGGCCUCUGGCAUCAAACGAGACAUUGUACCAAGGGUCAUGGUUAAAAGUCAGAACUGUCUAGAAGGAAGGUACUGUAACCCCUUUCCUAAUAUUUUGAAACCUCCCAGUCCUGCCUCUAAGCUAAGCUAACGGGGAGCUCUUGUUCUGCCACUUCGUGUAACACCAAGCUCAGUACUAGUGCCUCUAUCUAUGCCUUAACUAACACCUAUCUUUUCUCCACUGGAUCUUUUUGCGGCACUGUACAGUACAGGCCAUCAUCGCAUGCAGACAGAAGCAGCCGAGCAGGCUGGGGUCGACCACACGGCCUGCGGAUGCAAACCAAACCUUCAGCAGCAGCAGUUGUCAACUCAGUGAUACAUUCAAAAGGAUAUUAAGGCAGUUUGCACACAGUUUCACUCCAAAGAGCCUGUCACAGCAUUUGUUUUAAAACCAAAUUUCACUAAUGGAAUCUGUGCUGCUUUGGUUUUUAAGGCACUUUGGGCUAUUAGGCCUUUAGAUAAUGUGUAUUUUAAAAUGACUUUGAUCUGGUGCUGAAUCUGAUAUUUGAAAGGAGAAUUGAGAUCCUGAGCAACUUAUAGUCUAGGCCUCUUCCACACAGGCUGUGCUGAAGCAGAAAAGUCUGUUAUGAUGGCUGUGUAUGUGACCCCGCGCUGAGCUUUUGAAUCUCAUCAAAGGCGAGUCACUGAAAUGUUUCCUUGCAUAAUGCAUGCUGUUUCAAACAAGGCGAUGUGCAGCCACUUAGCUGCUAAUUAUGUUGAUGCUCAGUUUUGGCCCCAACUAGCGUUAGCAUUAGCGUUAGCGCGACAACAAACAAUGGUGGACUAUACAACGAAAGACAAAACAGGGUCAUAUUCAAUAGGGCAUGCAAUGUUUAAAUAUUUUCGCAACAGAAAAUGGAAAUUAGAGUUUUCAUUGGAUAAGGGGGUCCGGCCUGCAAGGGGGUCCAAAAUUGGGCGGGAUAACUCAAUAUACUUUAAAAUGACUAAAACCAAAUGGAAAUUAGAAUGGACCUACAUUUAUACAGUUUCUUGACGGAAUCCAGCUCGCUAAUAUUCACCAAAAUGAAAGCUAGACAGUCAGGGAGUAUCGAAAAUUCGAAAAACGAUGGAUAGAUUCAAAUUUUGGAUAGAUGCAAAUUUAGAUGCAAAUUUUUACGCCGUGGAAAUAUAACAAAUUUUCAGUGCGGCACUCCGGAUCUCGUUGAAGACCGGCCCGGGGCAAUUUUUUGGGGACACCCCUGAUUUAGUGCUUGAUGAAUAUACUAGUGGCUGAAUAAAUGAGGAAAAGUAUACUUAAAUAUGCUUUGCAAGCGCAAUCAUAAUAUUUGUGUGGCAGUGUCCUUUGGGUUUGAACUGAAGUUACUUUGCAUAUAGGUUAUAUACAUACUGUUGCUAAUGCUGCACCCAAAACCUCCUGAUUAUUCAUCGUAUAGUCCUCUCAAGAAAACAUUUGAGAGUUGAGGGAGACUACAACACAAAGUAAACAAAUUGAGGUGCUCUUUAGGAGAUUGCACAGCUAAAGAGAGUACAAAGCAUUUAUCUAUCCACAAAAUAUCUAUGUGUAGGGGUAAUAAAUUAUAUUUUUUGAAUUCACCUAUUCUUCCUGUCUUCAGUUGCUAUGAUCAUUUACAGUACAUUAGUGUAUAUUGGUGCUAUACAAACACUGUACGUGACAGGUCUUCAAAAGUUUGCCACACGUUUGUAGCUUGUACAUUUACACUACAUGAAAUGAUAACCAUCUGCAAAAAAAGUACACAUCUGAACCCAUUAAGUAAAAAAUAUAAACCCCAUUUCUCUUCCUCUGGUUUCCAAACUUGUUCCCUAUCGGCACAUCUUUGCUUUUCAUUUGUAAUUACAGUCUGGUAUUUGAUUGAUAAAUGUUACUCAAAAUGUUACAUUCUUCUUCUCUGGUUGGAAAACAAAGCAUGUGUGUUGAGUGUCCCCGGUCGGUUCACGAGAGACGCUCAUAACUCUCUACUGUCUGUCCAAUGAUGCUCUCUCACUGUGGAUGUCGGGCUUUUAUGCCUCGUUCCAAAUGGCACCCAAUAUAAGCGAUUUGGGGGAUUUUAGUUUCUUGUUAAAAAAGACUGUAAAAUGACCAGGAAUUCAGCUAUAAUGGGUUUACUUUAGGACAUCUGUUCCCAAGUAUUCCCACAAAUAGAAAAAUCGUAUCGCAAUGUAAUCAAUAUAUUAAAUUAUUGUUCUUUUCAAAUGCAAUCUCUUUUGGGGUUUAGCUGUGGUCAAUUUGCAGUUUACAAAUUAUUCAAAUUAUGUUCCGUCCCCCCUCUGACAAAAAUCAGCCCGCGGCUCAAUCUAUUUGCCUACCCAUGCCCUACAUAGUGCACUUCUUUUGAUUAGACUUGUCGAAAGUAGUGCAUUAAAUAGGGAAUAGGGUGCCAUUUGGGAGGCAAAUUUUGUGUCUCUCGCCAAGGCGGUUUUGAGUGACAGCUCCCUGAAAGGGAUUCCGGUGUAUGGCUUUUAUUUGGAAAGACACCUCUGUAUUAGAACCAUAUAAAACUGUCAUAUUUGAUUUGGGACUGUUUAUGGCUAGACCUGUUUAAGAGUUUCUGCUUUGGGCUCGGAGACUCUGGGGAGAACAGGGGGGUCACUAUACAAGUGUAUGUACUUUAACAGUGAGUGUGUGUCUAUAGUUCCACAGUUAAAGCAUAUACUCUAUAUUCACAACUUUUCUAUGCAUAAAUUUAUAUCCAUUACUAUUUUUGCACUGACCUAUGGAUGGACAGCUGGAUUUUAUUUUUUCACAAAGGGUGCUAUUAUAAUGGAGGCCUUCUCCCGGACAACACCUUUUUGCAUGACCUGCUUAAUAUCCCCCCCUAUGACGGAUCUAUGACUAUGAACCUCUCCCCCUCUCUAUUCUUAAACAGUUGUGGUUUAAGCAAUGUCAUUUUGUAAUCCCUUCCCUACUUGUAAGGUUUAAAAUAAACCGAGGAUAAAAGUUUUA
Molecule: messenger RNA, 5611 nt
Organism: Salvelinus fontinalis (brook trout)
Lineage: Eukaryota; Metazoa; Chordata; Actinopteri; Salmoniformes; Salmonidae
Product: dual specificity protein phosphatase 10-like
Exons: 3
Coding region: 359-1453 (364 amino acids)
Biological process (GO): negative regulation of JUN kinase activity; protein dephosphorylation
Cellular component (GO): cytoplasm; cytosol
Molecular function (GO): protein tyrosine/threonine phosphatase activity; MAP kinase tyrosine/serine/threonine phosphatase activity
Source: RefSeq, a predicted model, not a curated record